This is a messenger RNA of Phoenix dactylifera (date palm), 2951 nucleotides long. Lineage: Eukaryota; Viridiplantae; Streptophyta; Magnoliopsida; Arecales; Arecaceae. The record is from RefSeq and is a predicted model, not a curated record.
UCCUCUCUCUCUUGCUUUCGAACUGAUGGCUUGGAUAGGAUUAAGUAUGGAUUCUGGGAGAAAAAUAUACUUUUGAUGUUUUUUCUUGAAAAGGGUUCGAGAAUCGAAAUGUUUGAUAAGUCAUUAUGGGGUUUGAGGGAAAUCAUGUCAUGAUUUCACGAGAUAGAUGAAAAAAUUAGUCGUCCAAACUUGGGUAGUUCAGACAUUCACGAGUUGCAGACUGCUUUCGCAGAAACCCUAAUGGAUGAGCGUGCAAGAAGUAGUGUGGUUACGCAAUCGCUGAAAUGGUUUGUUAGGAUUGAUUGCUACAGAAGGGCAUGAUUACAACUCAAGUUUGAUUUGUUCUUUUAAGUCCAUUUAUAGAUAUUUCGGGUUUCAAUUUGGUUUUCUUCUUGAUUCCCAAUAAUAUCAGAACGUAUCUCCAUUGAGUACUUUAUGUGCAUCACCAAAAGAGUAUGAGAUUCACUUUUUUGACCAAAUGAUACACUUUUUUCUGGGGCUAUUUUUUCAUUUAUUUAUGACUUUACUUUAUGACUUCUACUUUUCUGAAAAUUCUAUGAGUGCCAAAGUCUAAGACCAACCAGAUUUGGCACUAUGUUUCUCUAAUUAUAUUGCAUGAAAAAGCUCUUUGAGAAUUGAACCAAGGGGCUUUCAAAUGGCAUCUUUUCUUUUUCAUUUUUACGUAUCUUUAGUCAAAUUCAAGCUUGAAGUUGGUAAAGGAUAAUGCCAUUUUUGCUCAAGUAUAAAAGCACACAUGACGGUGAACAUACUAUCUGUUGAGUGUUGUCGUAUUGCAUUUGGUUUUGCAAAGUCCAUCACAUUACCCUUUUGAAGCGAUGAGUCAAAAUCAAGAAAGAAUAGAUACUUCUAGGUUUGUCCUAGACACUUUAUGCUUCUCCCUAGCAUCUAAUAGUAUCGUACAACACUCAUUUUUCAAACCUGAGGUGAUGUGAUGCCAAUUGGGUCACUGUAUGGGACACCAUGGUAAGCUUUACCAUUUUCCGAAAUUAGAUUAGGAAUAAAAACGAUGGUAUGGAAAUUUUAUCCUUUCCAUUGUUUUGUUGAGUUCUCAAUUAUUUUUUCUUAAAAAAAACAUUUCUAGUAGGAAAUAUGCACUCUCAGAAAAAAUGAUGGCAGUUACUUUUAUAUUGACAUGCGAAUUCUAUCCCAAAAAUUUUGUAGGACAAAACUGGUUCAUGUCCUAACUAUUUUUGCUUCAAUAUAUGCUCUGUAUCUAUUUUUCUAUCCAUAGGUAUUGUUUUGGCUCGUAGCCAUACUGUAGCAUUACUUUGUUAAGUUUUCAACAACUUUAUAUAGAUGCUAGAUGUUAGAUUCAGGCUUGUUUGAUUUCAACAUAAAAUGAUAAUAUUGAAGAAUACCUUGUUCCUUUACAUCUGUGCUUGUCCAGUUUUCUUUUUUAUAUUUCAAAAAUAGAUGGCAACCUCUUUGUGUUGUUCCAUGAAUUCCUGCACAGAAUUCUCAUACGAUAAAACCAAUAAAUCAUCCCAUUCUGAUCAGUUUGUAUUUCAACUUAUGCUCUUCAUAUAUCUUGCAUCUAGAACUUUAUUUUUGUCUUGGCUCAUACACCAAACUGCAGUAUCAUUUCAAAAGUUUUUAUUGUUUAUACUUGGAAUGCUGUAUAUCAUAGUCAUUCUUGUUUGACUAGUAUAAGAUGGUAACAUGGAAUAAUAUUUUUUUCACUAUUUCUUUGUUUCUCCAAUCACUUCUUUUGUAUAUUUAACCCCUUAAAACAUUUAUACUCCUGUAUAGCUCAUACAUGUAUAUAUCUUGAGACAUGACACCUGGCACUGACUUCAAUGAUCUUGUCCUGCAUUGGUCAUGACACUUGUUACUGUUUUUCUCCUUGUUGCUGUCCAUAACCAUGCCCCUGUAACACUAGGAUUGUGCCUCUAUCCCAGGAUUCAGCAAAAGUUGUAGACUUAACCCUGUGAUGAGCAUGCAUCUGAUUAAGAUCUUUAUAUGCUUUUGAUGCAUUGGUUGGUUGUUUAUCUCCCAUGUGUACAUCUAUCUGAGGCUCUGAGCUACUUGGUCUUCCCACAAGUACUACCUAUUAACCCUAAACUACAAAAGUUUUAUUAAGAAGACACUUCUUUUUUCCUUUCCUAGCCUAAUUGUCUUCUUGCAAAUCUUGUGUUGCUUAGUUUCUGCAUGUUUGAUUCUGAUCUGCUGCAUUUUCGCAGCCUAUAAUACAUGCUAAAAAGUAGAUGGUUCUUAACUAAAAGCAAUCGGAAGAAAUGUAGAUUAAAUUUCAAAUUCUCUUUUUUAAAUUAAAUAUAUAGAUAAUCCAUGCAAAAUGAUUCUUCUCUACUAUAUGGUAAAGUUCAAGAACUUUUCAUUUUUUUCAGGAAGUUUUCUAUCAAAUUGGAUUGACACACUAUCAUGUGCAGGGUUAGGGCUUGGAUUUCCUGGUUUACAGUUUGGCUUCGGAAUUGGUUCUGGAUGUGGAAUAGGUCUGGGUUUUGGUUAUGGCAUGGGAAAAGGAAUUGCCUAUGACGAGAACCAAAGAUACACAAAUGUAGGGAAGCUCUUUCAAGGGACAAAAAAUCUCCCAGCACAAGAUCAUAUUGGUGCAUUGGUUGAUGGGCUUGUUGUAAAUACCAAAAAGCUAAUUGAAGCAACUUCAAGAGGGAUUGAGAAGUGGAGAUGAAUCAAUUCUGAAUAGAAGAAAUGUCUAGGUGUUACCAUCAUUCGAACUCAUGCUUUAUUUUGGACACAAAUGUACUGCAUCUGUGGGUUGAAGACACUAGGAUCCUUUAUGUUGCCAAAGAUAUGUGCUAAAUUGCAGUUCACUGUAUACCUAGCUUUUAGCUUAUUAGCUGAUACAUUUAAUGGUUGGUUAGGAUUUAUGACCUGUACAUUUUUUUAAUUGCUGCUGCAUAUAAUCCUAAUUUGGUGAACAUAUGCCAGAUGGUAACUUGAUGCUUAGCUCA